Molecule: messenger RNA, 597 nt
Organism: Cooperia oncophora
Lineage: Eukaryota; Metazoa; Nematoda; Chromadorea; Rhabditida; Trichostrongylidae
Source: the annotation of a GenBank genome assembly
AUGCCUUUCUAUCCGGUCUGCAAUAGCAAGGGUGACAUUUUCUACUCGCCUUGUCAGGCUGGCUGCCCUCUGGGCGGGGCGAAUUUCAGUAUCUAUGCGAAGGCAGAUAAAAGGAUGGCACCGACGUUUACUGAGUGUGAAUGUGCCGGAACUGAUGAUUUGGUUGUCAGCAGGAAAUACUGCCCAACUGAGCAUUGUGAUGGCCAGUUCCAUAUAUUCCUUAUCAACAAAGUCGUAGGAGCGAUAUUUGCCGGUCUAUCUGUCGUGCCUGGAAUGCUGAUUGUUCUCAGGUCUGUGCCACCGGAGCAUCGCAGUAUCUCUCUAGGUUUCCAUGGAUUCCUCGUGAGUUUACUAGCCACAUUGCCAUCCCCAGUUUUCUGGGGUAAGAUCUUUGACAUGAGUUGCUUGAUGUGGCAGACAGUGUGCAAUAAAACUGGUGCCUGUUCAAUCUACAACACUCGUGAACUUCGAAUACGAUCUCAUUUAAUCUACGGCGGUUUACGACUUUUAUCUCUGAUAUCCGACAUCUGGGUGAUAUACUGGGCAAAGAACCUCAAACUGGUUGACGAAGAGGAAAGAGCCGACAAAGUCGAAUGA